Messenger RNA from Lizanozyma spartinae, 384 nucleotides. Its product is annotated as tubulin-binding prefolding complex subunit. Gene Ontology annotation, cellular component: cytoplasm; prefoldin complex. The transcript has a single exon. The coding region runs from base 1 to 384 and encodes 127 amino acids. The record is from RefSeq and is a predicted model, not a curated record. Gene Ontology annotation, molecular function: protein folding chaperone. Lineage: Eukaryota; Fungi; Ascomycota; Pichiomycetes; Serinales; Debaryomycetaceae. Gene Ontology annotation, biological process: protein folding.
AUGGUGACUAAAGAAGAAGCAUUGCAACAGCAUGAGAAGCUGAAGAAGGUCCAAGGAUUGCAAGUGACAUAUAACCGAUACCAAGAAACAGCUACUGAGUUACAGAAUCAAUUGAAUACAAUUGCUUCUCAGAUUCUGGAACAUGAAAUCGUACAAACUACAUUGGGAGAGCUACCCGAAUCCUCUCGUGAAGGUCGCAAGUGCUUCAAGAUGAUCGGCGGGGUACUUGUGGAUAAGACUGUGGAUGAAGUGUUGAAGAUGUUGAAGGAGGAAUUGGGCGACUUACGCAAAGAGCGGGCCAAGUUAGAUACCAACAUAAAAGAGCUCAAGAAGGAAAUGGAUGCAUGGAUCAAGAAGAAUCAUAUUCAAGUAGUUAGGCAAUGA